UCUACCAUGGACAGAGCCUACUCUGAUUAUGAUGCCUCCAGCCAGAUGUCAUUUUCUCCAUCAGAGGAUGAGGAUUGCUCCAGUCUCCAGUCCCCAUCUCCCUUCUCUACUGGUCACCUCACCUCUCCAACACAAACCCCUGACAAGUGUCAAGAACACAAGGAGGAGAAGAAGAAGAGGAGAGGGAGGAGCAGAGUGAAAAAUGAAGCUGUUCUUCACACUAUCAAAAAGACCAGGAGAGUCAAAGCCAAUGACAGAGAGAGGAGCAGGAUGCACAACCUCAACUCAGCUUUGGAUGAGCUCAGGGGCAUCUUACCCUGUUUCCCUGAUGACACCAAGCUGACCAAGAUUGAGACACUGAGACUGGCCCAUAACUACAUCUGGGCGCUGUCUGAAACUUUGAGACUAGCUGACCAUUGCAAAGACAAGCCUGAAAAAGACAUGGUGCACUCUGGCUACAUGAGUCCUGCAGCACCAUCCAGCCCUGGCAGUGAUGCUGGAUCCUGGAUGUCCACUGCCUCUCCCUCAUCAUCAUCCUCCUUUUCAGUAUGUACCUCAAACCCAAGCAGCCCAGCUAUGUCUGAAGACUGUUACUAUGGGCACAGAGAGAACACGUUUUCACUACACACCUUCCAACAAAACCUUAUGCAACAGCACUCCUCCUGCUAUGUUCAUUACCAGUAGACUUUAGGCUUCUGACCAUCUCUU
Molecule: messenger RNA, 708 nt
Organism: Nanorana parkeri
Lineage: Eukaryota; Metazoa; Chordata; Amphibia; Anura; Dicroglossidae
Gene: NEUROG1
Product: neurogenin 1
Exons: 1
Coding region: 7-684 (225 amino acids)
Molecular function (GO): protein dimerization activity
Source: RefSeq, a predicted model, not a curated record